GCAGCGUGUCUGUUGUUGCAAAUCCUACAUUUCAGGGUGCAUUAUUUGCCCUGGGUCGUUCAACAGUUAUUACGUAAUGCUCAUGGGGAGGGGAUUCAUGGAUGCGUUACGAAACAUGAGGUUUUAAGUUUAGUGAAGUUUGCAAAACAGAUGUUACCUUGUACUAGAACAACAUGACGCGUUAUGCUCAAUCUUGCAUAGUGACACUGAAGUCUACAAAGUGUGUAGCAGAUGGAACAGGUAGUGGCAUCAUGAUUGACACAGUGCAAGGAUUUAUCAUCACUCAUGCCAGUUUGCUGGGCGCCAUUGUCCUGAAAGACCAGCAUCUCCAGAAUGUUGUCUUGUCACAGCUGGAUAGCUUGUCUGAAGAGAUUGUCGGCCAUGUUAGUGUGGAGGUCAUCUUGGAGAGAUCGAGCAGAGACAACUCCAGCAAACACUACCUGUCCCAGGAUGUUCUCUUGUCUAAGUAUCAGUCAGCACUUGUAAGCUCGACCAUCACAAGCAGAAAUCCAGACUUGUCAACACAUGCUGGGUCAGUUGUAUCCUUAUUCAAAUGUGGCAGGUUUGAAAAUGCCUUGAAACAUCUAACUCCACAGAGAGACUGGCAGUUCACUGACACCUCUGAUGACGGCAAACUGAACAAUAAUGUGUCUUUGAAAGAAAAGCACGAUGCUGAAGUUAUUACAUUCAAACUGCUUCCAUAUUGCCUUUUAAUCAAGGUAGACAACUUGGUUCCUUACAAGUCCGCUCUCUCUGUAAGGUCACCAACACUUUGUCACAUUGGUGAAGCAGCUGAAAUUUGUGCCACUCCAUUUGGAAACCUGUUUCCUAAUGUUCUGGUAAAUUCCUAUAGUCGAGGUGUGAUCAGCAACCUGGCUGGGAAGAACAGAUGUAUCAUUCUAACUGAUGCCCGGUGUAUUCCAGGCUCUGAGGGAGGACCACUCUAUACACUUGUGGACUCGAACAGAUGUCUUACUGGGAUGAUAGUUACAUCCCUGUGUUGGAAGAACAGCGAAUGGAUAGGACUCUCUCUCGCCUGCUCAAUUGAUGAAAUAUUAGAGAAUUUGGCUACAUCAGGUGUAUCAGUAAAAUCUGCACGCAAUACCAUAUCAAGUCUUUGGAAACACACACAUUCUAUGGAAAAUAUAUCAGCCAUGUUUGAAAAUAUUGCACUGAUCAAGGUGGAUAACUCAUGGGGGUCAGGUGUCACCAUUGAUCCUGUCAGAAAGAUUGUUCUUACCUGUAGUCAUGUCAUCAAGCAUGGAAGAAGUCAUACAGUAAAUCUGAAGCCCAAACCAAAUGGUGACUUUUUAAAGUGUGAGGUCCUGUGGCAUAGUCCACCUACAGAACAGUUUGACCUGGCCGUGGUGAAAUAUUCCGGUCACAGUCAGCGUCAUGCAGCCACUGUCAGCCCAGGAGUACCUACAGAAGGAUCUCUUGUUUAUGUGAUCGGCCAUGGUGUUUUUGGUGCAGAACACAACUUAUCACCAUCAGUGACGGUUGGGGUGGUGUCAAAGGUCAUCACAGUGAACCAAAUUCCAGUUAUGAUUCAGACCACAUGUGCUGUACACCCAGGAGCCAGUGGAGGUGCCCUGAUUGACAAGCAUGGACAUCUUGUGGGCAUUGUAGUCUGUAAUGCAAAAGAUGUUUCUUCAGGUGCAUGCUUUCCACAUGUUAACCUGAGCAUUCCCAUGAAUACCAUUUGGCCAGUCAUUCACAAGUACUGCAGUGGUGGAGAUGUCGGUGUUCUAAACAGUCUUCACUUGAAGAAUCCAGCCAUUGACAACAUGUGGACUCUUGGAAAUGAAACAAGUGUAAAUCAGUUCAUCAGUCGACUUUAACAAAACCUGUGACAGACUUGAAAAAACUAAAGAAAAUUGGAUAAAUUUUUAUGACAGUAUGAACUGUGUACCAUUAUGGAAAAAACUCUUUGUAAAUUGUUUUUCUCUCAAAGCUUAUCACCAAUGCUUGUGAAUGUAUUCACUCUCUGGUUUUUGUUUUUUCCCUACACAGUACAUCCAUAAUCUUAUAUUUUGACAGCAUAGAAAAUAAGUUAUCCAGAUAACAUUUCAAAACGGUACAAAUUUGAGAAUUGUUCAACUUUGCUAAAACAAUUUCCUCGCAGACAUUUCCUGGGUGGUGUUGGUCGUGGGGUUAGGAUGUUAUCCUGAAAUAAUCAGAUGAACGAUAAUGGUCAAAAGAAAGGACAACAACUUUGAGCUCAGCACAUUAAAUGUGAGAUAAAAAUGUACUGAAAUAAAAUUAGCACUUUUGAAUGAAUUACCUCGACCUGUAAUCCACUGGCCAUAGGUUAUAGAAGGAAUGACAUUCUUAAAACUGUGAUCACCUAAUCUAGGAUGUUUAGGUUGCCUUUUCUAAACUGAAACUGGGAGUUGUUAUAUGCUGAACAUCAUAUGAUCACUGAAAUGGGCUACUGUUCUACAUCCUGCUCCUGUCUCUGAGCUAUAUUUGGCUAUCACCGAGGCACAUCCUGUUCCUAUUACUGAGCUACAUCCUGCUCCAAUUACUAAGCUACGGUGGCGGCGGAUGGGUGUGCUCUUUAUCAGUUUCAUCCUGCUACUAUUAGACAUUUUUACUUUUGACAAACUUUUUUUUUUUAAUUCCAAUUCUUUUUAAACAUUUCAUACAACCUAUAGUCGGUUCCACACUGAAAGCCCUUUUUAUGCUAUGGAAUUUACUACAAGUUAUUUAUUUCUAAGCUGAUUGUUUUCUAAAUUGGGACAAAAAAAUUGUAUUUCUUGGUUACUUUCAAAACACUUGCAUUUCUUCUUCCGUCAAACAAAAGUGAAAUUAUUUGCAAAAAAACAUUUUUGUAGGAGGAUGGGAUGGACUAUAGUUCAGAGGGACAGAUUUUGAAAGCAUAGGUUGUGUGUAUUUUUGAAAAUGAGAAGGUUGGCAUUUAUUAUUUAUGCCAAACUGGAAAGGUGGGGCACUAGCUGACCAUACAGCUGUCAGUUGCAGUCGUCCCAGUCCAUAACAAUCAAUGCAACCUACUGCUUGUGAAUCCCUUUGCAGACAACAGAACAGACUAAAUAUUCUUUCUUGGCUGUUCUAGUAAUACGACAAUUUUCCUGAUUCAUCAAAUGAACAAAAUGAACAAAAUACACAAAUCCAUGCAUAUAUUGGUGAAAAUCUGUUAAUUUAUUAAUAUAUUAUCACAGAAUUGUUACAGUAAAUGUAAAUUCUGUUCUACAGAAUAUUGAUCCUCAAAGAGUAUAGUAUUUACUGUACACUACAUCUUAAAUACACAAUACGCUGUAAUCAGUUGUACUGAUCAUCUUAUCAGUUAGUAUGCACUAAAACGCAACUAAAUCACUGGUUAUGAUUUUCAACAUUUUUUUUUUUGCUGCAUCUCACACUUCAGUAAAUAUGUAACAACUUUCACAUUGCUAAAUUAAAUGCUCACAGGGAUGUUACCAUGCUAAAGCACAUAUUAUUUACAUAGAAAGUGAUUUUUACAAAUUAUGUAUAUACAUGAUACAGAUUACGCACAAAUGAAAUUUGCCAUCAGCAAGUAUCACAGAAAAAUAAGCCAAGUUCACAAGAAUACUGAAACACUAAAACAAUAAGAUGGGUUAACACAUGUAGAUAUAGCUUGGACUGUCAACAAACCUCUCCAAAAAUCACCUCAAAAUUCACUCCAAUAAAGAAAUGAUUAUUAAGAAGUUCUUAAGCAUCAAAUAUUAGAUUAUUUAUACAAGUUUAUAGUGUAAUGAAAAACUCACCCCAAAACAACCCUAAAAAACAACAACAAAUAAGUCCAUUUUGAUUAGCUUAAAACAUCAAGCCUGUCCAUGCAACUAUUUGAGUUAAGCAGUCACCUGUCAUUAAUGUUGGUCAACUCAUCAAAUAUAGUACAUGUUUCAUGUGUUAAAAGCAUUUGAAAUAUUCUAUCAGGUUUAUUACAGGUUUUAUUACAGGUUUUAUUACAAGGUUUACUGUAUUUCUCAACUCACCUUCCUGAUUAAUCUUAUCUCUUCUACAGAUGUACCCCAUUGUUAACACUCACUGGGACUAGGAUGAAAUGUAAGGCAUCUAAUUGAUUCUUUUUGCAAAUGCACAUACAAAAGCUUACAGAUGUUACAAACCCAUAUGAACAAUAGUUUACAUGAAUUCACUGGAAAUAAUAACCGUUGCUGUUGUUUUGUAUUCACAUGAUGAAGAUAAGCUUGCACCAGCUGAUUUAUCAACAGAUGAUGGAAACAUACUAGUAACACACAAAAUUCUCUGUUUGCCACAAAUAACAUUACUAGAAACAAUGAUUCUUAUUGUGACAUGAUAUACUGGAUUCAUUGAUAAUCCAUGAUACAAAGAUGAUGAAAACUAAUACCAUUUGCAGAAACUUGGUAAUAAACAUUUUCAAUUGAUCAUUUGAUUAACAAUGUUUGGUAAAAUAUUUAAACAUUGUAAAUUUGGAUAUGUAUUAUGUUCAGUAUGUUGAUCUAUAAUAAAAUAUGUUUAUAUUGCUUGUGAUACAAGUAAAUGUUUGUUGAUAAAUCAAUAAAUAAACCAAACAAAAAUGGAAAUAACCUUUGUUGUCCAUUUUCAAUGUAUUUUAUUUCAGAAAGGUUUAUAAAAUAUGGUUCUGUAGAGAAACAUGAAAUUAGUGUUUUACCAACAGACACAAAACUAGAUUCUUGAGAAUGAUAACAGGUUUUUAAAAACUUCUUAAUGUUGCCAUAUCAACCAUCAUGUCGCCAUGUUAACCUCAUCAACCUGUUACAAACUGUGUUCUGCAAAUAAUCAUUUUUAUUUACAGUUACUUCAAACACAAACACACUAAACAUAUAUAUACACAGUAGAAUCUCAUUGGGUAAAGGUCGAAUACAGUGCAAUGCUCUAACCAUGGUUAGGUCGAAAUACCUGAUGGGUCGAACACUUUCUUGAGUACCAACAGGGUUCGAGCCAACGGGAUUCAACUGUGCAUAUAUGUAUGUAUAUGUAUGUAUAUGUGUAUAUAUAUAUAUAUAUAUAUAAAAAUUAAAGCUCUUUGUAUUGUUUUUUCUGAUUGACUAGACAAUUUAGCAAUGACAAUUUACAUUAAAACUAACCGUAUUCACAAUUUUAUGAAUGCUGAAAACAUAAUUUACUGAGAAAUAUAAGCUCACAAAUCAACCAAUCUUGAUAGCAGGCUAUAUUUAUCAAGAAUAUUCAACACUGCAGGUAUGUAUAAGAUUAUUAAAUAUCAAACUUGUUUUAUUUAAUCAAAACUGUCGUGUCCUUUCUUACACAGUAAUAUUGCCUUGCACACAAAUAUGGUUUCCUCUAGACAAAGUGAGACUGGGUGCUGAAUUCUGAGGAUGAAACACUCCACUACGGAGCAAGAUUAAUGUUACCAUUUACUUGGAUAUAAUAACGGGUUACGCAACAAGGAAAUGGGUAACCUUGAUUUAUUUCUGCGUAACCGAUAAAUGGGUCACGCAGAUUUUCAAUUCUCAGUGGCUUGCCAUCAUAUCUUGCACAACAGUUCUUGGGGAAACAUAACAAUUUAUGAUCAUACACAUUUAUCAGCUAAAGACACAAUUUAUAUAACUAAUCUGUUUGAUACACUAUACAAAAUUCCCAAACUGGGAGAAAUUAACUCAUUGCUUUUGUCACAAUUUGUGUCCAACAUUUCAGCACAUUCUGCUGCCUUUAUUAGAUUAAAAGUCUGUUUCAGAUAUGCAACAUCCAUUUUUUAUCAAGAAACUUUGGGCACACAAUUUUGACAACAGUGAUAGUGUUUAAUCUGUUUGAGUUUUAAAGCAAUUCUAUCAGUACUGCGAACCCUGUACCUACCAGCCUUAUGUCCGAUGGCUUAACCACGACACCACCAAGGCCGGUAUAACACAGGCAGAAUACACGACUCUUCUAUUCUGCAUUAAAUAAAACACUAACACAGUGAUCAGAAGUGACCGUGAACUCUGGGAGUUAACCAAUGAAAUUAAGGAGGAGAAAAACAACAACAUUCCAUCAAGGUUAACUUGAUGAUCAUGGACAACAUUUUUGCUGGUCCCAAUUUUAUUGGUGAUGUUGCCAUUGCUGAAUUCCACACUGAAGAGGGCAUCAAGCCAUGUCAUGUCGCUCAAAACUCAUCACAGUUGCAAUGCUGAACAUAUUUUGCUUAUUAAGACUUGUUAAUAAUAUUAAGUAUAUGUACCAGUAAUACAAAAAGUAUUGACCACAUUUUGGGCAAUAUCAGUAUUUAAAGAUGCAAGCCACUGAAGGGUUUCCUAAUAUAUAGCGGCUAUUUCAUGUUGGUUUUUUAAUACGAUUUUUAUGUCAACAAGUGAUGUGUGAAAACCAUAUUUUCACAUAUUGCAAAGCAAUGAGUGAAAAUAUGGUUUUCACACAUCACUUGUUGACAUAAAAAUAGUAUUCGAAAAACCACCAUGAAAUGGUCUAUUUAUUAUAUAUAUCUUUCCUAAUUUUUGACAAUAUAUUUCACUUUUUGUUAAUAUCUUUUGCUUAUCCUAUUGAAAACAUGUUAUAUUUCUUCCAAUGGAACUUUUCUAGAAAAUUUACUUGACCAUAGACUUUUUAAAAGAAAUUUGAAUAAAGAUUAUCUUUAUUUAAUUAUUAAUAAUACUACUGUGCAAACAUAUCUCCAAAACCUACAAAAACUAAAUGAAACGAACGCAGCUAAAUUUUAACUUACACUCACUGACCGGACAUUGUGUCAUCAUUAUUUAGCUUCAUAUUCAAUUUGUUUUAGAUAAAUUAUCGUAAUUGCACUUCAUAUCCCCGUUUUAAAAAUACAGUUGUUUAAAUUACAUUUUAUUUUUUUUCA
Gigantopelta aegis is the source of this 6790-nucleotide messenger RNA. Its product is annotated as peroxisomal leader peptide-processing protease-like. The coding region runs from base 174 to 1841 and encodes 555 amino acids. The record is from RefSeq and is a predicted model, not a curated record. Gene Ontology annotation, biological process: regulation of fatty acid beta-oxidation; protein processing. Lineage: Eukaryota; Metazoa; Mollusca; Gastropoda; Neomphalida; Peltospiridae. Gene Ontology annotation, cellular component: peroxisome. Gene Ontology annotation, molecular function: serine-type endopeptidase activity. The transcript is spliced from 10 exons.